AAGCGGUUGUGGUUCAGGCCGUGCAUCACUCGUUCCGUUCUGUGCCCUGGGGCGUUGGCGCCCCCGGAGCCAUGCAGAUCUUCGUUAAGACGCUCACGGGCAAGACCAUCAUCCAACCGGCGUCCGACACCAUCGACAACGUGAAGGCCAAGAUCCAGGACAAGGAGGGCAUCCCGCCGGACCAGCAGAGGCUGAUCUUUGCCGGCAAGCAGUUGGAGGACGGCCGCACUUUGAGUGACUACAACAUCCAGAAGGACCGAGUCCACAUUGCACUUGGUGCUGCGGCUGCGCGGUGGCGUCAUCGAGCCCUCCCUGGCCGUGCUCGCGCGCAAGUACAACUGCGACAGGAUGAUCUGCCGCAAGUGCUACGCGCGGCUGCCAGCGCGUGCGGUGAACUGCCGCAAGAAGAAGUGCGGUCACACCAACUACCUCCGCCCCAAGAAGAAGCUGAAGUGAGCAGCCCGCGUUGGUGUGCACGGCUAGCGCACGCGCGACUGCGCGCAGUCGACGGGUGUGCCGGAUGAUCCUGCACUGCGUAGAGUGGGCCAUGUGCGGUCAGGCAAUAUCACGUUGAGUUCAGACACGACUUGCUGUCGAUUCGCAAGAGCCAGCCAGACGAGGUGGGGGUUUCCCAUUAGUUGCCACAGAACCCUCGCCCGUUCCACGGGCAGGGGGCCCGAGGCUGCAUGGUGCAUUUUUUUUACGCCUCGGGCCUAUCGUGCGCGGAGGUGGGUCGCGGGUCGGUCGCCGCCGGCGCACAGCGAUCGUGCGGCGGGAGCCUGAAUGACGAGGGUCCAGACCUCGCGAAUGGGGCAGGAGUCUUUCACAAGAUGGGAAGAUGAUUCACGCAGAUUCGCUUUGUCCAAAGGAUGGCAUUCUACGACAUGGAGUAUUCAGUUGAUGAGUAUGUGAGAUACGGAA
Prorocentrum cordatum is the source of this 921-nucleotide messenger RNA. The record is from the annotation of a GenBank genome assembly. NCBI's taxonomy places the organism in Eukaryota, Dinophyceae, Prorocentrales, Prorocentraceae.